AUGCUAAGAAAGAUUACUUAUGGAUGUCAGAUAUCGUUGUCGUUAUGCAGUGAAAACGAGACCUAUCUUUCAACUGACUAAUUAAAUGAUAAUUUAUUGGUUCAUAAGGUCACGCAUCAGAAUGAGAUUCUGAACUUUGAAAAAUGCAUUUUUAUGAUCAUACCUGUUCUAAAUCAUUUUUGGGUUGGAAAAUUGGUAGAGCUAGUGAGAAAUGACAUUGACAAAGAAAUCAAUAAAAAGGGUAGUUUAAUUGAGCAUCAUAGAAUCCACAAUUUAAUCUAGACAACAGACUAUAAAAUCUUAUGAAAACAAUCUUGAUGAGGAGAUGAUGGCCAAUAUCUCAUGUUUCCAAAAACUGCAAGACACUUCAUUACUAUUUGGAACUUCCACUUUUCAUUUGGUUCAUAAGGAUUCUCUUCGAUUUGUGAUGAUUGAUCAAGAAUCAGUGUAAUUAGUGGAAUUCCCCUCUGAUUACACAGUGUUGCAUUUCCAACCAGUCUAUCAAUAUCAGAAACAGAUCUCGUGUAUUUUGGACUAGGAGACUGUAACAUUGUGUGCUGCAAAAUCAAUUUAAAAUAGAAAAUGUUAUUUAAGAUUAAUUUCCAAGGAAUCUGCAGACUAAGUGUCCUCCACCCAGAUAAGUCCAACCUACUUGAAAAUGAAUUUAUACAGCAGUCUACAAGAGAAUGAGGAUUUGCUGUAUGCAGGAGAUCUGAUAGCCAUAAACCUAAGUGAAACUAAUGUAUACAUCCUUUCCUCAUAUCAUUUAAGCUAUUUCUCAAUGCCAAACAACCCUAUGAUACAUUUCACGAAAUAGCCGAAUACUAGAUACAAAGACUUCAGAACCAAUUGACCUCAUUGACUCUCACCAAGAUCAUCUACGAGGAUCUCAAAGUGACCUUCGAUGACGUGAUAGAAAGAAUAGGUAUGAAGAGAAUUCAGAAACUUCAGAGCAGUUCCUAUUGGAAGAUCGAAAAAACAAAUGGACAAGGAGGAUAGAUCUAAUUUUAUCAAUUGGUGAGACUUAAACAUAAUCAAUCCUCUAGAUAUUUGGAAUUGUUUAAUGGUGAUCCCAUCUUAACAAAUUAAUUGAGUAAACUCUCCCUCUUCAUGUUGAUUCCCAUUGAUGAAGGAUAGAAGGUCUUGAAAAAGGAUUCCUACUUCAAAGUUUAACAUUAUCAAUCUGGAAUGUAUUUGCAGGAUCAAAACAACAAACAAGAAAAUAGAAAUAUCAACAUCUUGAGAUUAAGGAAGAUUGGAGAUUACGAGGAAACUGAAACUAAAUUACUGCAAUAUUCUGUUAAAAUCUUCAUUGAAGCUAUUGAAUUGUUAUAAGAAAUCAAUGAUCAAGAAAUCAAGUGUUCUCUCUAUGAUAUCAAAAAUAAAGAAGGGGAAAUCAGAUUAAAAAUUAAGUUUUAUUUCAUUUAUCAAAAAGUCAAACAAGUAUUGGCUUAUGUAAGCGAUUUUCUGAUGAAUAAAUUAAUAUCCAACCUUUCCCCUAAUCAAAAAUAUAAUCAGAUGUCAUUCAUCAGAUAAGACGUAAUCAAUUUCUUCUAUAUAAAUCUAGUCAUUCAGAUAAGAACCUCUCUUUCCCCUUAUUUGUUUAUUGUUCCAAAUGCUGAAACCAGAAUUGGUUGAACAAAUUGCUUCAAACGAUAAGGAAUUCUUUGAAAAGGAGGAGAAAUUCUACUAAAGUACUAAAAAUGUCAAUAGAGCAGACAGAGAUGAAGGAAGGAUUAUUUAUUAUUAUCGCUUACAAAUCAAGAUACUCUAAGUCUAAUUAAUUGAAACUAUUAACAUCGUAUACAAUUAUCAAUAUAUUUUCAUAGAUUUGCAAAGACAAUAUUGAAAAUCAGAAUUGCUUUUUUUAGUUUUUGCCCAUACUCCACAAACACAUAAUACUAUACCCUGAAUUCAUAGCAGUUCUAAAUAGUCUAGUCUGCAAGAAUAGGUUUUUUCUAGAAGACCUCUCUAAAAUUAGAAAGAGUAUCAUAUAUAUUCCUAUUGAAUUAUAGUUUCCUCCAAUAAACCAAAUAAAAAUACAUUCAUUCUUGAGUGGUUGACUGAAAAAGUCUCAUUACUUUCUGUUGCUAAAACUGAAAUCCCUUUGAGCCAAAAAACUGAAAUUUUGAAUUUCUUAGCCACCUGUUGCUCUUUUGGAGUUGAGGCAAUAUUUGCAAAUUAAGAAAUGAUAUUUAAGACUUUGAUCAAUAAGAAGAGGAAUAUUACAUUAAUGAAAUGUGUUGUAGAUGAAGAGAAGAAUAUUAUUGUUACUUGUAAUGGUAAGAUGGGACAAGUGUCGAUUAAAUUUGAGGCCUAUUUUGAACAAACUCAUAAGAAUUCAAAUCCCCAUUUUUAAGAGGAACUUAAUUUUUUAAAGGCCUAAUUCUUCUUAUAUUCCUAAUUAUGCUUACAAAGAAAUUACGAUUCCAUUAAGUAUUUUGGAGAUCAAUUUAGUGAUAAUUCCCUGGUCCCAUUAUUAAAUAACAACUUAAUAGAUCCUGAAUUGAGAGCCCAUUUGAUUGCUCUCUGUAAAAAUAUCUACUUAGACAGGGACCCUUUGAUUGCUCAAGUAAAGCCUACCUUAAUCAGAGUGAAUAUCAGCAAUAGUCAAACAUUUUUUGAUAACAUAUUUUAUGAGGAUGAAGAUGGGGUUUUUGAUAAGGUGGAAUUGGAAACCAAGUCUUUAUAUUAUGUAAUUCAGAAGUUCAAAGAGAUAUUGAGUUCUUAUCUGAGGUAAAUGGUGAAGAAUCUUCAUGAAUAGCAACCUUAGAAGGUGUACAACCUCCUCACUCUGCAAAUCAUGAGAAUAUUAUUUAUGCUAUUGCAGUUUGGAUGGUUUUCGAAGCAAAGUGAUGAGAUGAAUAAAUAGAGAAUGGAUGACUCCAAAGAAAUUGAAUAUGCAUUAGAAAAAUUAAUUUAGUAAUUGUCAUUGUUGCUUGAAUAUGACUUUGAUUAUCAAAAGGCUCAUUCUAAAUUGAAAUCCAAGAAUGUGAAUGAGAAGUUGGCAAAAAUGAUUAAAAUACAAUCUUUAAAGUUCUUUAGAAAAACGGAGUAAAAGAAAAUCAACCAGAGUAGCAUUGAGACGAUCAGAGAUCCACUCCUACGGAAAUUACAGAAUGUUAAACGAGUGUUGAACAGAUUCCAGAAUAAGACCUUUAGUGCUCAAACUAAUACUUCAGAUUAUGAAAUAGAAAUAAAGAUAGAGAUAUGCAAAAUAUUUUAAUAUCUAUUGGAUAUGAGGUUAGACUUUAUGAUUGAUAAUGCGAUUGCCUUUUUCACCAAUACAUUCUUGCCUUCAGUUUCUAAAAAGUUCACGCACUCAGAGAAACAGCAGUUGCAUGAUUCUGCUGAGAACAAGUCCCAUUUAUAAACUCACUUAGUUUAUUACAGAAAGAAAUACUUGACUUCUUUGUAAGGAUUACUGAGGGAGGAUCUCCUGAAACCAGGAUAGAAGAAGUUCCAGCAAAGAGGAAUAAAAGAUCAUGUAUAGAUCAAUAGAAUAAGACACUUCGACAGGAUCAUAGAUCGUCCAUUCAUAGAAGUGUUAUUGAAAGGAUUUUACUUUGCGAAUGAUAAUGUCCUCUAAAAUCAUAUCGUAGAAUUGAUUGAAAGGUAUUAAAAUUAAAGAUCUGAGUUUUGUAAUUACCUAAAGUAGAUACAAAUGAUAAUGACGAAUAAUUUGUAGAUUAUUUAUAGAACUAUGUACAUUUUGGUGUAGAAGCUUAAAAACAAUGUGCAGAAUUCCCAAAUCUGGUUGCGUUUAGAUAUUCCAGUAGCAUUAAACGAAAAGAAUGAAGAGACAAUUGAAAAAGUCUUAGAGAAACUGGUUGAAAUCUAUACAAUCAUAUCAAAGAAUGAGGCGAAUGAGAGAUCAGUUAGGAGGAUAUUCUUGAAUUGUGGUGGCUACUAAGUGGUUUACUAAUUGAUAGUGAAAUGCUUGUCAGUGAUAGAUGUAAAUAUGGACAUUUUCGAAUGCACUUUUGAAUUAACAGAGUAUGAUGAAUAGAAACAAUACUAAUAGGAAUUGACUGAAAAGAUUCUCUAAAUCUUUCAAGCUUGUCUUCGAUUAAUAGGGUUAUCUGUUAGGAAUGAUUAAUAAAAUCAAGAGUAAUUUGUAUUAUCGAAAUUAGGUAUGUCCUGAUCAAGUUAGCAAGGCCAUUGUUAAGAUACAACAUGGUGAAUUUAGGUCAGAUCGAGUUGAUCAAUGAGUUAUUCUCUAACAAUCAUAACUUAUUGCCAUUGGUGAACUCUAAUGAUUUGUAUCAGUUGUUGGAAUACGUCAAACUCUAUGGCAAGUAUUAGUCGUUCAUAGAACUCUUUACAUCUAUAGUAAGAAACAAACAAUGCCAAUCUCUGUAUAAGGAUAUCUAUUAGGCUUUAGUGCAAUGUGAAUCAAGAGACAUCAAUGUAAUUUCUAUGGAUUAUAACAUUCUAGCCAUUCUAGGAUAAUUACAACUUUUAGAAGUUCUACCCAAAUUAACCCAACAUUGAAGAAUUUCGUUAGAGUUUCCUCAAGAUAGUGGAAGUGGUCUUGAUCCAUGAUGAUAGAGCAGCCUUAUCAGUCAAAAUGUUGGAAGUGCUUGAUUUCACUGAUUUGACAUCCUACUUUCUGGAAAAGACUCAGGAAAUGAGAAAUACGAAUCUAGAUCUUGAGUUAUAAGAUAGCAUAACUAAAGUAAGUUAUAUAAGUAGAUUUAGAUCAAAUUUGUCAUCUGUAGAAUAAUACUAACUUUAUCAAAAAAGAAGAAGAAGUUGUUAUUAAUACACGAGAAUUACUUCCUCUAGAUUAUCAGUAUUGAAGCAUCUUGGCUUGAACAGUAAGAGUUUUUGUAAACAUCUGCCAAGACUUAUAUAGUGGAGGGAUUGUUGCCAUUGAUAAACACAUACAAUGAAUACGCCAAUAAGAAGAACUCUUUCAAGACAGACAUAGCAUAAAUUAGAAGUUAUGCUUUGAGUGUUUUAAAGCAGUAUUCACAAAUAACCAAGAAUAGUGAUACUUCAACCAAAUAUCAAGUGCAUAGAUUGGUCAAAGCUUUUGAUUUGAAAGUUCCUGAUGAAAGGAGUGAAACAGAUUCGGAUUAGGAAGGAUUGAUGAGUGAUUUGAAUGGAGAGACCUUUAAAACUGAGAAGUUCGAGGAAUACUAGGUGACUGAAGGUAGUGAUGGAUCGGAUCAAGGGUGUAAUGAUUUAGAAUUAUGGGAAUUCUUUAAGAAGUUAUUUGAUAACAAUCAAAAAAUCAAGGAAUUGACAGAAACUGAUCAAUUAGCCUAAUCAAUUUGGCAUGUGAGUGAUAUGUUCACGAGUGAUUUUUGGGAGGAUAAGGAGAAGAGACAAUUAAUUUUGACUAAUAAUGAUAUGUUGCAAAAGAUCUUAGCAUUUUUGUAAUUUUGGAAGUCAAACAAAGCAUCAAAACAAAGUGCCAUUUUUGCAUUAAAGCUGUUGAUUCAGAUCAUAAAAAUUGAUUAGAAUAGAAUUAAAAUACUUGAUUAAUUGGGUGGCACCAAGAUAAUUCUCACUUUAAUUUGGGAAGAGAAUGAAAGUGAGAAUGAUUACAUCAUUUAACUGUUGAUUUUAAUUAAAGAACUCUUGACUUGCAAGCAAGUGUAGAAGACAACCUUGACAUUUUUGAGUCUUGCUAUAUCCAGUGACAAAUUCUUUUAAAAAAUGGAAAUGCUAUUGACAAUAGACCAGGAUUUAAAAAUAUGUACUUUGGUAUUAUAAAUAAUGGAAUUGAUGUGUAAUGACAACAAUAAAGAGUUAUAAAAUUUGAUUCGUUAUCAGAAGAAUAAUAAAAAGUCAUACGAUCUUGUUCAGUAGACAAUCAACUAUCUAUGCUCUUUGGAUAUUAAGAACAAUUAUGAACAACUUAUUUAGUGUUUAAAGACUAUAAAGUCACAAGCUUACGCAUGUCGACCAAAUCAAACAUUAGUGGCCAAUUCUAAGUUUGUUGAGUUCUCCAUUAGAGUGUUAAAUGACUCAUCCUUAAAAUAGUAAUUGGAUGAAGUGCAAAUAAUUUAAUUGAAACAUUAGUGUUUAAUAAUAUUAUUGGUAGUUGCUGAAAUCAAUACCAAAGAUGAUUAUAUUGUAUAGAAAUUAAAGAAAAUAGUUCCCAAGACUGUGUUGAUAUAACAUUUUGUCAAUGUUUAUCACCAAAUGGUGAACUUGUUUGGUGAGGACAAUUAUUCGAAGUUGAUAUUUGUGAAUAAACCGAAUUUUAUCAUGGAAAGUGGAUUCAAUGCUUACAUUUUAUAUGUUAUUCUGUCAGAACUAAAUUAUGUAGUGGAGGAUUUGGAAGAGUUUAAGAAGAACGAUGAUGAAGGACAGUUAGUAUAAGAUUUCUUGAAGGAUAACAUUUUGAAUGAACUCUCGAGAUUGGGGUAAUCCUUGAUGAAACAUGGAUUGGAGUAGUUGAAUCAAAUCAAGUAAUAAUUCAGUGGACAAGUUGAAGAAAAGAUGAACAUAAUCAAAAAGCAUGAGAUGAUGCACAAGGCUUUUUAAUUUUACAAAAUGAAUACCUUGCAAGUUGAAUUUGUAAAAGAUGAUGUACUCUACUUAACCUACUUCCCUAAACUCCCUUGUUUCUACUUAUUGAGAUAAGAAAUAAAGAAGAAAUUCUUGGAUCAAGCAGACAGAACUAGCACCAAAACAAAGAUUAUCAGUUUGGUUAACUUUGUGGAUUCAGCCUACAAGUUUAUGCUGCAUUAAGAGGCUCUGAGAGAUUACUUUAAGAAACACAAGUUCUUAGAGAUUCUGGCUAGAAGAGGUAAGUUAUGGAUGUAACUUGCUUUCUACAAUGGGUUCUUGAUUAAUUUAAUUAUCAUUUUAAGUUAUACUUAAUUAGCAUUUCCUCCUGGAUAUUAACCCAAGGAUCCUGAUGUGAUUUAAUAUUAUCGAUUAAAUGAACCAAGGUUCUUAGAAGACUAUAAUAACACAAACACUAAAUACUAUUUGAUGAUGUUGGCUUAUCUGAAUUUAGCUAUUAAGUAAGAUGUCAUAUUUUAAUGUGCUUAGUUUCAUGGUGUUGUUUUUUUAUCUCAUUGACAAGGCUCCUGUUAAAUUAUAAUUUGUUUGGAAUGCGUGGCAUGCAUCUUCACUUAUUGGACACUUGAUAUCUGGGUUAAUCAAGGUGAUCAUCUCAAUCAUAGUACUGGUCAUUGAUUUCGACAUUAUAUACUAUAUUCUUUAGAUAGCGUUUAAUAUUAUCGGGAUAACAAUUCAUCCAUUUUUUUUGGCAUUUCAUUUGAUCCACAUCCUGUAUUUGGAACCACUCAUACCCAUAUUAAAGGCUGUGUGGUUGGCUAAAUUUAAAUUUAUUGGAUUGUGGUUGACAAUCAUACUUUUUGAAUAUUGGGUAGCCUUGAUAUCCUAUGUUUACUUCUUUGAGUUUUUCAUUACUGAUAAGAAUCAGAAUCUUUGCAAUCACUUGUGGCAAUGCGUUUUCGUGACUUUUGAUUGGACAUUCAAAACCGAUGGGUCCGUCGGAGGUAGGUUCAUGGAAAACAUAGGAGAGAAGUCUGAGGAAAUGUACCUGAGCAAUCUCAAUAACUAUUAUGGCAGAUUCUUCUACGACAACAUCAUCAACAUAAUCAUUAAGUUGUGCAUCAUCAAUAUUCUCUUGGCUGUCAUCAUUAUCUCCUACUCGGAGUUGAGAUCGGUUCAGAAGUAGAAGGAGAAGGAUUAGAAUCACAAAUGCUUUAUCUGCGGGAUAGAUCGACUAGUCUUUGAUAGGACAAGUCAGAACACAGGCUUUUGGCAUCACAUCAAGGUUGAACACAAUAUUUGGAAUUACCUAUUCUACAUGUGCUAUCUGCGAAUGAAGCAAUCCGAUUUUAACAAUGGAGUAGACAACUACAUCCGAGCCAAACAAUAGGCUAGCGACUAUUCUUGGUUUCCCAUAAGAAGAGCUAAAGCACUAUCUCUUAAGUUGCAGAUGCUUGAAAGUGUCAGCCACAAGGUAAUUUGUCAUACUAUCUUAAGAAUGCAACCUCAAAAUCGAAGUUGAUCGGCCUGCUCCAUUCCCUCAGAAGACUUGUUUGGAUCCAUAAAUAAUUCUGA
This is a messenger RNA of Paramecium octaurelia, 8058 nucleotides long. The record is from the annotation of a GenBank genome assembly. Lineage: Eukaryota; Ciliophora; Oligohymenophorea; Peniculida; Parameciidae.